ACGUUCUCCAAUGUGUGUUUGAACCUGAACGGAUGAAGGUUGAACUGUCAACUAACCAUGAACGAAUAAUCAAACUAGUUACUGAAUAUAUUUUUUCAGUACUUGAUGUCUGUUCACAUGCCUUUAUAAUAAAGCAUGUAUUUUUGGACCUCGGCUGCUUCUUUCGGGAUAUUUGAAAGGGUGAAGAUGGCUGGUCUGUCCAGCUAUGCCCUGCGCAUGGCCCGUCUGAGCGCCCGAAUAUUUGGGGAUGUGGCCCGUCAGACAGACUCCAAAUCUAUGAAAGUGGUAGAGUUGUUUAAAGAACCCCCGCUGGCCCAGAGAAAAGAAGUGUAUGACUGGUACCCCCCACACAAGAUCUACUAUUCAAUGACCCAGAAGCUCAGAUUCAUGGGACUUUUCAGGGAUGAGCACCAGGAUUUCAAGGAGGAAAUGAGACGAUUGAGGAAACUGCGGGGUAAAGGAAAACCAAAGAAGGGAGAAGGGAAGAGAGCCACAAAGAAGAAGUAGACCAGCGCAUCUCAGCUGUUUAUGAACGGACAUUAUGAACGGAGAAUACGAUGAAGAAACUCUGUAUAUGAGUUGUAUCUGUAUGGACAACAGGACAUGUUUAUGACUGUGGUGAUAUGUUCUAUUAGCAGAGAUGAUGGUGAAAGAAAAACACAAAUGCUAAAAUCGCUUUUGGUGUCUGAUGGAAA
This is a messenger RNA of Sinocyclocheilus anshuiensis, 695 nucleotides long. Its product is annotated as 28S ribosomal protein S33, mitochondrial-like. The record is from RefSeq and is a predicted model, not a curated record. Bases 136 to 507 code for a protein of 123 amino acids. NCBI's taxonomy places the organism in Eukaryota, Metazoa, Chordata, Actinopteri, Cypriniformes, Cyprinidae. Gene Ontology annotation, cellular component: mitochondrion. The transcript is spliced from 3 exons.